ACAAGUUGGUAAACUUUUACGCGCUGACUUUCAUGGCUGAGACGCGUCAUUAAAGAACCAGUAAACUAUGCGGGAUAUUUCUGAGUGACUGAACAGAAUUUAUUUGCAGCUCUGCGAUAAGAAGUUCGGCGCCUAUAAACUCAUGUCUGACCGUGAACGGAGCUAUAUUACCCUCCACGUGCCCUUUGCUGCUUCGGAGUUUUCUUCUCUGGUAUCUGCGGGUGCGUAACGUUCAGAAGGAGACGUUUAUUUUAGUGGGGAUUUUGGCACAGGACGGGACACCGUGUAAAACAGGCGCCAGGAAUAGGAGGCAACAAGUGGCUGACAUUUACGGGCAGAGGAGGCAGGACGCGGAGGCUCAAAGUUGGUGAACGGAAAGUUCGUUUCGACUUAAACUUUUUUGUUCGCCUUGUCUUUUAAUCCCAUUUGUUUCGCAGUAAGUGAAGGAGAACAUCUCUGAAGUUGUAUAAACCUUACACGAGUUUGUCAUCGCCAUGAAUGGAGUGGUGAUUUUCCAGAUGUGGAUAGUUUUAUUGUUGGGGACUGUUACCGGAGUCGGGAGAGCUCAGGUCUCCAUCGCCAAAGUGAUAAUGGGCAACAUCAGGAGAGACGACAGCAAUCGCCUCACCACAGACUUGUACCGCAAAGAGGAAAACAUCACAGUCACACCAUCGGGUGGAGUCAUCCAAAGCCCACGCUACCCCAACGCUUACCCCCGCAAUCUGCUGCUGUCAUGGAAACUGCUGUCGCCACCAGGGAGCCGCAUACACCUGGAGUUUGAUGGACACUUUGGCCUGGAGGAGGCUGAGAAUGGAAUCUGCAGGUAUGACUUUGUGGAAGUGGAGGACCAAUCAGAGACCAGCACUAUAAUUUGGGGUCGCUGGUGUGGGCAGAAGGCGCCGCCCAGUCUUAACUCCAAAACCAAUACGCUCAGAGUCACCUUCAAGUCUAAUGACUACUUUGUUGCAAAGCCGGGAUUCAAAGUCUACUAUUCACUGCUGUAUGAGUCCUCUCUGCCUGCAUCCAACUCUAACUGGGAGGCUGUCACCAUGGCCAUGUCGGACAGUGGUGCAGGGCAGAGGCCAGUCACAGAGGUUCCUUUCUCAUUGGAUGAUUUGGAUCGGACCAUAGCAGCCUUUGACACCGUGGAACAGCUUUUCAAAUCCCUGAGUCCGGACACCUGGAGACAGGACCUGGACAGCAUCUACACUCAAACACACAUACAUUAUAGAUCCAGAGCCUAUCAUCUGGCAAGCAGACAUAAUAAAGUGGAUCUGAACCGUCUGUAUGACGACGUCAAGCAUUACAGCUGCACUCCUCGGAACUACUCUGUAAACCUGCGCGAGGAGUUGAGAGCGACCAACGCCGUCUUUUUCCCUCGCUGUCUGCUGGUCAAACGCUGUGGAGGAAACUGUGGCUGCGGGACCAACAACUGGAACAAUGGCUGCACCUGUCAGGCCUCAAAGUCAACGCUCAAACUACACGAGGUGCUGAAAUAUGCCCCAGAGGUCACCCUGUAUCAGCGCCAUCAGAGGUCGCAGGUGCGCUGGGUCAUCGAUGAGAUCUUCCUCACACACCAUGAGAAGUGUGAGUGUGCGUGUCCCUCUCAGCCCCCUCGCUGAGACACUCAGACCGACACUUGUAUCUGGAACUGUUGGAAAAGUUAUCCCCUUUUUGAUUUUGCAAAAGACUUAAUAUUAAAAAAGCACCGCAUCAACAUGUGCAGCAAAGAAGAAAGUGUCUAUCAACAGACAAACUACAACCCUGCAUCAUACCAACAACACUUAUAAGAACCUUCCUAUCUAUACAGGCCCAUUUUGAAAUGGGUAAAUGUUUUCAGCCAGACACAUUUUUUAUUUAAGUUUCCUGCAAUUUGAAGUCUAAAUCUUCCUCAAACAAUUUAAUUCACUUGAGCAUCAUAAAGUGUUCUUUCUCUCCAGAAAUGUAAUAUUUGUGUGGGUGCCAACUAGAUGAAAUGGAUUUGAAAUUGCUCAAACCACUCUGUGAACUGUUUUUAUUCCUAUUUCAUGUUCUUGUGUUUGAGUGUCUUUGUGUUGUGAUAAGACUGUUUCUAGAAACUUCAGGCACGUCUACUGCCAGGAGCGUGCUGAGAUGAGCGAAUGUGAGACAGAAGGAGAGAGAGAGAGAGAGAGAGAGAGAGAGAGAGGGGGGAAGCCUAAACCAAAGUAAAACUUCAUCUUGAUGUGAAGUCAGGAUUUGUGUACUGUAAUUUAACCAGGUAAUUAACCCUUUGAGAUCAAGAUCCUUAUCCCAAGGGUGACCUGGCCAACAGGGCAGCAGCACACAUCAUAAUAAACAUGAUAUAAUUAAGAGGCUAACCACAACCCACUGGCUCUGAAUUGCACACUAACACACAUCACAAACUGUUGACGGUUUUACCAUUAGGCAAAGGCUGCCAAUUGCCUCAUGAACCAAGGGACCUCAAGGUGUGUGCGAUAUAUGGUGGCCCAAGAUGCCAACUUCCAAGGGGGAAAAAGCGUGAGCCCUGAAUGUUUUGAUUUCGCUCGGAAUAUAAAGUAAAAUGAAAAAUCUACUGCAGGGCUGUCUACUUCGCUGCCUCUUUUCCUCUCCUCCUCUCAUUCAGCAUCACUUCGCUGCUCCCUCUCACUCACUCACUCUCUCUCUCUCUCACACCGCUUAACAUCUCACACGUAUGCCCCGACACUAGUUAGCACAGGAGUAGAAGUGACAUGUGGAAGGGUAAUUAUCUUGUGGUAAAAAAAAAAACUCAGUAUAUUUUGAUUGGUCCAAAAAUAGUAGUAGGUUAAGAUUAAGAAGUUAGACCCUGAAGUAACUUCUCUAAAAAUGUCCACUGAUAAGAUGCACGUUUCUCUUCAUAUAGUAGUAGGUGAUAUUGUUUUAUUAGCACAACACUACAUUGCGAUCAUAACAUGCUUUUUCAUGCAUAAAAGGAAUCAAAUGUCUUCAUAUCCAAAUUGCAAAUUGUAGUAAAGUAGAUCUGAAGGCUGUAAAACAUUUCAAAUAAAUAAAUUAAGGGAUUACUUUUUGGUAAAAUGGCAAGCAAUCAAUAAGAAAAUAUGAUUUGAGGCAGGAGGGCUGAUAAUACACCAAUAAUGUUGUGUUGUUACUCUUUUAAGAGGUAAUGAGUGAUACUGUGUGUGUGUUACUUUAUAGAACACAUAUAUAUUUAUAGUAAUACUGAACAUUUGUCUCUGUUCUGUAAUUCUGUGUUGUUACCUGAAAAUAGAUGCCUCAAAAUGUUUUGUUCUCUAGCUAUAAUUGCUCUUAGCAAAAUUUGGAAGGUCCUCAUAUUAAUCUUUGCCUGAGGCCUCGAAUGACUUGAACCGUCACUGCACACACAAUCACUCCGGGUCCACAUUCUCUUUUGUUUCUUAUGCCCUUUAUUUCCACAGCUUUCCUUCUUUCUUUGGCAAUCCUGUCGGCAUACACCUACACUUCCCUUUGUGCUUCCUUCCAUCCAUACGCUUGCCGCUCUUUUUCUUUCUUGCUCACUGAGUCUGUCUUCCUCUCUCUUUCUUUCUCCCUUGCCCUUCAUCACUGGCUCUCAAACACAUCAAAGAAUCCUCAGACCAGGCAGCUCGAUCGGUCCAAAUAUUUUGGAACAUUUCUGGAAUUCCAACUACUAACCGGGAUUCUGUGAACACGGAUUAAACUGUGAUCCUUACACCCUAAAUACAUAAAAGGGAAAGUGGGAGACUCCACUCGGAAAGAGAGAGAGAGAGAGAGAGAGUUCUUUUAGGGAAGCACGGGCGGCUGACAGAAAAGGGACAAUCAAGCCGACUGUUUGUAGAUUACCAGCACUCCUAGAUGAGAGCGGCGAGAGGACCCACUUUCAGGAUCCAGCACAUGAAAGAUUGCAGCUACUUCAACGGUUUCAAUCAGCAUGUUCAUGAAUUCAGCAAGCCUGAUUCUUAGUCACCAUGUUUUUUUCCUCAUGAAAAUGUUUAUAUGAAACUCAGUCUGAAUGACUCUGUCUUCAACAGCAUUACAUCUUAAAAGAGAUCUGUAGGAAUAAGGGUGAUGUUUUUAGUCUCUGAUGAAAUACAACUGAUACUCAGGUAUGUUUGUGUGUGUGUGUGUGUGAAGAAGUCUUUUGUAUAAGGGGUUGGGGGUGAGAGCUGGCAGCACAUACAAGCAUGUGACUGUGCAUGAAAGUGUGUGUGUGUGUGUGUGUGUGUGUGCAUGUGUGUGUGUAGGUAGCAAGUGUAUCAAAGCAACAGAGGGCGAUUUCAAACUCACUGCUUAUCAUCUCCACACACAUGACCCAGCUGUUAGAAAUGAAAGACACUGUCAUCUGUCAUCUCCCCGUCAUCAUCGCCUCCCAUGAGUCUCCCCCGUCACACGCUCAGGCAGGCUUGCAGGCUGGAUUUACACAGAGAAAAUGGGAUUUUACACACUACUUUUGUUCUUAAGAUAGACGAAACAAAGAACGAGUGGACACUGAGACGAUUUCAUCGUCACGGUGAAACCAGAUCAGCUUUGUGCCGCUAGCGCUUUCAUGUGGGUGUGUGUACUAUAACGUCAAGGCUGUUAUUUGACAGGUGCGUAGAGUAAAACGCACUCUUAGAUAUUAGCAGAUUGUGAGUUCGUGCAGUGAUGACAUUCCAUGUGAUUUAUGCCUAUAAUUUCCAAACAUGAACACACACACACACACACACACACACACAGAUGUGUAGAGCGGUUGUUGUCUGUCAAAGAUGGCAGCCCUCAAUUUUCUUUCAAGCUUUUGCUUUCUGUUUUGUUAUCAUUCCCUGUUUUUCCAUUUUGAGACACAACGAUAAUCAUACAGCACAAACAAUUUCACAGAUGAUACUAUAGUAAUACGUAUAAACUUUACUGCAAAUUGUGUAGAUACAGUAAGAGCUUUUUAUGACUUCUGCUGCCAUAAGAAGACGUGUGUGUGUGUGUGUGUGUGUGUGUGUGUGUGUGUGUGUAUCCUGUGUCUGCCAGUUUUGUUCGUGUUAUCAGCACAUUCCAUUGUUGCGUGCUCCAAAGUGACAUUCCUCUUUUUCCUCAUCACUGUUAUGUUUUCCCUGCCAGUUCUAUUCACUAUAACCACAUGUACUUCAAUGUCCCACCUAUAAAGCCGAUUUUGUUAGUUUUCAGAUUUUCUUUUUUGGGAGGGGGGGAGGGGGUCAUUCACUUCAAAUUAACAUCAAAACCACAUUUUGGACCUUUGAUAAAUUGUCAUUGUUUCAGUGAGAUGUGUUCACUUCUGAUCCUGGGGGUUACUGGGUUUAUUCAGCCAUGCUUUGUACUCAGACAAAAGUUGUUGGUGUUAGUCUUAACAAAGGCCUGCUUCGCUGUGUUCAGAACAAUAUUCCUGACAAAACUUCAUGCUUUACUUCAAUAAUUUAUUGUGUCUUGUUCUUUUGUUUUAUUAUACACACCAGCUGGUUGUUCUUGAUGAAUAAAGUGUUUCUAGCA
This is a messenger RNA of Labrus mixtus (cuckoo wrasse), 5430 nucleotides long. RefSeq names its product platelet derived growth factor d (gene pdgfd). The record is from RefSeq and is a predicted model, not a curated record. Bases 495 to 1622 code for a protein of 375 amino acids. NCBI's taxonomy places the organism in Eukaryota, Metazoa, Chordata, Actinopteri, Labriformes, Labridae. Gene Ontology annotation, molecular function: platelet-derived growth factor receptor binding; growth factor activity. Gene Ontology annotation, biological process: positive regulation of cell population proliferation; platelet-derived growth factor receptor signaling pathway; positive regulation of protein autophosphorylation. Gene Ontology annotation, cellular component: membrane. The transcript is spliced from 8 exons.